AUGCAAUUGGUAUCAGUCACUUUUCAGACAGCCCAGCCAGCUCCCAUCACCACCAGCAAUCAAGAUGAAAUCCUUCGUGUGCAUCGCCCUGGUCGCCUUCGCCGCCGCCGCUUUGGCUUCGCCCACCAACGUGGCUACGAUCACCGGACAGACUAGCUCCACGACUUCCCAGGACGGCGAGCUGUUCGGUGACCUGACUCGCCUUCGCAAGUCCGCCUACGGCGGCAGCUCCGGUGGCUAUGGAGGCUCCAGCAUCCCAGCCCCUCCCUGCCCCAAGAACUACCUGUUCAGCUGCCAGCCCAACCUCGCCCCGGUGCCGUGCAGUGCUCCAGCCCCCAGCUACGGAUCCGCCGGCGCCUACUCUGCUCCGGUGGCCAGCUACGUCGCCCCCAACUACGGAGUGCCCCAGCACCAGCAGCAGCUCUUCAGCGCCUCUUACGUGCCACAAGCCUACGGAUACCAGUACUAAGACCGAUCACAGGAAAGGGACUACGAAAUCUGUUGCCUAGAAUCAUAAACUCUGAUGAAUUAAAAAAAAAACCAAAAAUAUGUAUAUACCUUGUUUUCAAAAGUAUAAAAACUUCUGCUUGCAAAACCA
Drosophila biarmipes is the source of this 598-nucleotide messenger RNA. Its product is annotated as vitelline membrane protein Vm26Aa-like. Lineage: Eukaryota; Metazoa; Arthropoda; Insecta; Diptera; Drosophilidae. The transcript has a single exon. The record is from RefSeq and is a predicted model, not a curated record. Bases 65 to 469 code for a protein of 134 amino acids.